This is a messenger RNA of Eimeria mitis, 453 nucleotides long. RefSeq lists its product as uncharacterized. The coding region runs from base 1 to 453 and encodes 150 amino acids. The transcript has a single exon. The record is from RefSeq and is a predicted model, not a curated record. NCBI's taxonomy places the organism in Eukaryota, Apicomplexa, Conoidasida, Eucoccidiorida, Eimeriidae.
AUGGAGAGGAUUGGGCAGCAGCAGCAGCAGCAACAGCAGCAGCAGCAGCAGCAGCAGAACAAUGGCAGCAGCAGUAGCAGCAGCAGCAUCCGAAGAACCAGCAGCAGUAGUAUGAGCAGCAGAAGCAGCGUCAGCAGCAACAGCGGUAACAGCAGCAGCAGCAGAAGAAGCAGCAGCAGCAGCAGCAGCAGCAGCAGAAGCAGCAGCAGCAGCAGCAGCAGCAGCAAAGUACCUAUGCUUAAGGAGGAUAGAAUAGAGCGGCAGCUGAGUUCGUCUCCAUGUGCUGCAGCAGCAAGCAGCAACGAGCUGUGCAUCCAGCCCCGCUGCAGCAGCAGCUGCAUGUCUUUCUCUUUUGUAUCUUCUGCUGCUGCUGCUGCUGCUGCUGCUGCUGCUGCUGCUGGUCGCCGGGGCCGCAGACCCCAGAAGGAGCUCGCGUUGGUUGUUGGCUUUUGA